Nylanderia fulva is the source of this 2609-nucleotide messenger RNA. It is a transcript of the gene twy, whose product is annotated as fas-binding factor 1 twitchy. Gene Ontology annotation, biological process: establishment of epithelial cell polarity; cilium assembly. Gene Ontology annotation, cellular component: ciliary transition fiber; ciliary basal body; centriole. The record is from RefSeq and is a predicted model, not a curated record. NCBI's taxonomy places the organism in Eukaryota, Metazoa, Arthropoda, Insecta, Hymenoptera, Formicidae.
UUUAUUAUAAAUAUUCACUACAAGCAAUAAGCGAUUAUAAAAUAAUUUGACGUGAAUAUUUUGACUCACUAAAAUAAUCACGUGUGAAUACGACGAAAAUGGUAGAAAUGGUGGAGGAUAUGGAUAAUUUAGAUGAUAAACUAUUUAGUACAUUUAAGAAAAAUCCAUCUACAGAAAAAAAAAUUACAUUUGCAGAUGAGGAUGAUAUGUUAGAUGAUUUGCUAGCUGAUAAGAACUUUUCAUCAGGCCAAAAGAAUCCAAUAAGAGAUAAGAGUAUAAUAGAUGACUUGUUCAAUAAAAAGGUUUCCAAUGAAUCAUUAUCGAAUGAAAAGGAGAAUUUGACAUCUGUAUUAAGCACUACAGGAAUUGACAAGUCAAAAAUGACAAGUGAUAAAGCUAGAAAAAUGUCACUGAUGCAAGAUUUAUUUGGAGAUACAUUGCACAUGUCACCGUCAAAAGAAUCGAAUGCUAGUAAAAAAUCUGUACAGAUUGAACAAGGAAUCACACAACAUGCAACUGAAUCUAAGAUACAAUCUCAGCAUUCUACUUAUGCUCCAACAGCUGGAACCAGAGAGCCUCGUAGAGGCAAAAGAACUUCAGAGAUAAUUAAUGAUCCUUUAGGAUUAUUCACUCUAAGUACAAUGUCAAAUCAAACUGAAAAAACUGAAGAAAGAUGUACAGUAUCUGCAGACUCAAGUAGACAGAAACCUGAAACUAAACAAAAUUUACCAGAUUGGUUGGAACCUAAGAAGAUAACAGAAGAUAAAAAUAGUGAUUAUGUUCAAGAUAAAAUAAUGCCUACUGAAGAAUUAUUCAGUAGACAUAGAAGAAAUAGCUCUGAUAAGAUAGUUCAAGAAGAUGAAACAAGAGUAGCUGAAUUACUGCCACAUGAGAAAAAAAAGACAAAAUUAUUGGAUAAUCAAAAACUCGAAAUGAACGAAUAUGAAAAACAAAAUGAAGAAAAUUAUCAUAAACUUAACGUAGUAGAUGUUCCUCUUGAUGCAAAUAAAAAUUCGGAAAAUCCAUAUAGUAAUUUAACUCGCAAAGAUGCGAGUUACGAUAAUAUGAUUUAUAAAUUAGAGUUAGAAAAGUCUCAUCUGACAGUAGCAAUACAUAGCUUAAACGAAAAAUAUGAAAAUGAGAUAAUGAUUUUAGAUGAAUCAUAUAAACGACAAAUAGGAUUCUUGCAAGAAAGAACAGAUACAUUGGAAAAGAGAAUGCAACAGGAACUUGAAUGUUUAGAAACAGAUUAUGAAGCAAAAAUAGAAAAGUUAAAAAAUGAAAAAAUGCAAAUUGAAACAUUUUACAAAGAAGAAAUACAGAAUUUAAAGAAGGAGCAUGCGCAAUUUAUAGAAGAAAUUUACAAACGUCAUUCUGAAAAUACAAGACUGCUGCAGAAAGAACAUUUUGAUACAAUAGAGAGUAUAUUGAAAAUGAGAGAGGUGGAGAAUUUGGCUAUGACGACUAUAACAACCCACAAGACUGAUAUGCAAAAUUUGUUACAAAAAGCUGACUUUAUUAUAGAGAAUAUAAAAAAUGUGCAAGAAAAGACUGAUCAUAGAGAAGACCAAAGUAUAAAGUUAAGAGAAUAUUAUUUAAAAAGUCAAGAGGAAGACAUGCAAAUACGAAAUGUAGAGAUAAAGAAGCAACAAGAGUUACAGAUGGAAGAACGUGACAAAAUGAUGAAAGUAGCGGACAAAUUAGAUUUGCAUGUUGCACAAUUGAUGCUUGAAUUAGAAAAGAAAAGCACUAUGCUCACUGAAGCAUUGGAAACGUUAAAGAAAAGAGAACAAUCUCUCUCGCAUGAAAGAGAAUUGUUUGAAGAAAAAGUACAAUGGGAAUAUAAUCAUUUACAGACUUUAAAAGAAUCUUGGUUAAAUGAGCAAGAAAAAGAACUGAAGAUUUUAACAAAAGAGAAAGAAGCUAUUGCAGCUAAAAAGAUGCAAUAUGAAGUUUUAAAGACAAUAAAAACUAAUUCGGAUAAUAUUACAAAGAUAGAGUCAGCUGUUGCUAUAAAAACUGCUCAAGACGCUACUAUAUUCGCGAAUCAAGAACGAUUAAAAUGGCAAGAAAAAAUGAAAUAUCUCGAAGCUCAAGAGCAGGCAUUACAAGAAAAAGAAUUUCAGCUGUUAGCACGCGCCAAAGAUAUCGAAAAUUUUACACAAGUAGCAUUUGCGAAAAAUGAGGAAGCCAUCAAAGCACUUAAAGAAGCUCGUAAUAUUGAAAAUGAAAGCAAAACUAAAUUUGACUCUAAUUUUAAUGAUGUAUUUCGAAAACUCAAUUCAACAAGUGAAAAAAUGGCUUUGACAACUACCCAACUGGAGAAAUCGAAAAAAAAUAUUCCAUAUAGUGCAAAUAGGCGAACAUUAUCUAAUCCACAACAUGCGUUUCAAUUUACUACUCAUUUUACAGAAGUUGUAGAUCCUCAAUUGGUAAUGUUGAAGUUAAAUCUAGAUGAUCAACUGAACGAUAUUCAAUAUAUAUGACUGCCAUCAAAUUUUAAUAUAAAACUUAAUAAAUAUCUCAUAUCUCUCAUAUAAAAACUAUCUGUUUGAUAUUUUUUGUAUUUAAAAUAACAGACAAUAAACAUUAAUAUAUUACUUAAUAGU